Messenger RNA from Anastrepha obliqua, 7167 nucleotides. RefSeq names its product neurexin-1. The coding region runs from base 1255 to 6957 and encodes 1900 amino acids. The record is from RefSeq and is a predicted model, not a curated record. The transcript has 20 exons. NCBI's taxonomy places the organism in Eukaryota, Metazoa, Arthropoda, Insecta, Diptera, Tephritidae.
GUGUGGAUCGAUAAUACAACCAAAUUGGCAGUGGUGAAUGUGAAAAUUAUGAAAAAAUCAUUUGGUAGAAAAUCCUUCAGUUGCACCGCAAGCUUAUAUAUACUAGUAGAAUACCACAAAUAUUAAUAAAAAAUGCUUUUUGGCUUAAUACAAAAAAUUAAAUAUGUAUGCAUUAUGAUAAAAUGCAGUGCAAAAUAAAAUUACAAGAAAAGUAUAAAUCAAAUGUAAAGCAAAAACAAUCAAAUAGCCAAGUAACCUUAUAAAAAAUUUACCAAUCAACUACGUAACACCGACCAACCGUCCGCUUCUAUUUCAAAAAUUAGUUAAAACUUCUAAAAACUUAGCAUACUUAUUAGCGCUGUCCGCUUCGGUUCACCUUCGCGUUCAUACAAACAACUAAAUAGCAACGAAAUUAUUGAAGAAUAGCAUAAAAAAGAGAGAGAGAGAGACGCGCGGUAAACACAAAAGCUCAUCGAAAGCUUUCGUAGAAAAACAAAAUAUUGAAAAACAAACAUACUCCUAGGCACACAAACAACAACAAUAAAAAGGACAGAAGUGGAGUUAUGUGCAGGAAUUCGUGAACAAAUAGAGAGCGUACAUUCGAUUCAAUGAAACAACUUACACGCGACUCAAGUACACAUAAGAGGCAGUUAUAGUAGUACGCGACAAUACACACAUACGCACACAAACGAACACACAACACAAUACAUACGAGUGCACUCCAAUGUCGGCAACACACACAUUUAGACAAUCGAGUUACGUAUGAGAGAGAUUGUCAAAUGUAAAAGAACUUCAAGGAUUUUCAAUACAAAUGAACGACAGCGAUACGCAUGAUUCGAUGGCAAGAGCAAUCGAAGUGUAAAAAAUAAUAAAGUUAAAACCAUAUCUUGUGAAAAAACACAUACAUACAUACAUAUGUAACCACAAACGUAGACGUUUAAUAUAAUCUGUCAAGGACGUCAGUAAAACAAAUACUAUAAAUAUGUAAUGCAAAAGCGCAGAAUGCGCUUAAUAUGAACAACAACAAAAACGUGUGUAAAAUGUGCUUAGCUUAAUCGAGCGUUAUAGCUUUUUUGGUGAAGAAGCAAAUUUUUUUUUUUGCGAAAAAAAAUAUUUCAGCGUGAUUUCACUAAGAAGCCCAACUUUUUGAACAUAUCAAAAAAAAAUUUUUUACACAAACAGAAAUAAACGCAUAAACACGCCGCAAAAUAUGCAACACCACUAAUAAGUACUACACUUCAAAUCAAAGUCAGCAUGUCGUUUGGCGAGCAAAGCGAGUUGCGGAACAGGGGCAGGGGUAGUGACCGGGGCAGUAAUUUCAGCGCAUAUGCAAUGACAGCCGUUAGUUACCUCUCUAACGGUGCUCCAUCAUGCAGCAGUUGUAGUAGUAGUUGUCGGAGGAAUCGCCAUUUCAACGACUGCAGCAGCUGCUGUAACAACAAUAACCAAAAAGUAACAACUAUCGAACAAAAACUGCCACUUCGGCAAACAUUGCGGCAACAAAAAACCAAUACCAGCAAUACGAAUGUCAGCAACAAAUUUAAACUCAACACCAGAGGAACCACCAGCCAACUCGUUGAUGAACAGCUCGAAGGCUGUUGUUCAGCUGGGUUCGGUGUUCCGCUAUAUUCAAGUUGUGGACGACUGAAACAGCGCCGAAGAUUCAGUUCGCUGCUGACAACAAAUGUCCCCACCUCGGCGUAUGCCUUUACCGGAUUGGUGCUGUUAUGUUCAGCGCUUUUGUCGCCAUGUAACGCCUUCCAGCUGGAUGGUUCUCAAAACUCUUUCGCCCAAUUUCGCAAAUGGUAUACGGGACUCAACGGCUCACUGGAGCUGGAGUUUAAGACUGAGCAGCCCAAUGGCUUGGUGCUCUAUACCGAUGAUGGCGGCACUUAUGAUUUCUUCGAGCUCAAACUGGUUGAGGGUGCACUGCGUUUGCGUUAUAAUUUGGGCGGUGGAGCGCAUAUCAUAACUGUAGGACGAGAAUUGCAUGAUGGACAUUGGCAUAAAGUGCAGGUUCUGCGCAAUGACGAACAAACAUCGCUUAUUGUGGAUGGCGUGUCGCAGAGCAGUACAACCAAGGGCAAGGAAUUUCAAUUUGGGAAAUUUGCCACCAACUCUGAUGUCUAUGUAGGCGGCAUGCCAAAUUGGUACAGCACAAAGUUGGCAUUAUUAGCUUUGCCAAGCGUGAUCUUCGAGCCGAGGUUCCGGGGUGCCAUACGCAAUUUGGUAUACGCCGAUCAGCCAGGUGGGGCGACACGCCGUCAGGAAAUGAAGCAGCCACGCGAUAUAAAGUGUGGGGAUGGUCCGUGCGACAACGGUGAAAUGCCAAAGGAGAAAGUGGCCAGGGGUGUACGAGGUGGUAACACUACUGAUGCUUGUGAACGGAGUGAUCCUUGUCAGCAUGGCGGUAUUUGUAUCUCAACAGAUUCAGGACCAAUAUGCGAGUGCCGAAACCUCGAGUAUGAUGGACAAUAUUGUGAAAAAGAAAAAGCGCCAUCAGAAGCAACAUUUCGCGGUCAACAGUUCCUGUCGUAUGAUCUUGGUCAGACUAGUGCCGAGCCGAUUGUGAGUGCUCAGGAUGCCAUUACGCUAUAUUUUCGCACUCGCCAACCCAAUGGCUUAUUAUUCUACACAGGGCACGGUACAGAUUACUUGAACUUGGCGCUACGUGAUGGUGGCGUUUCACUAACAAUGGGUCUGGCUAACGGUAAGCAGGAAAUGCAUAUUAAACCAUCUAAAGUGCGGUUCGAUGAUCAUCAGUGGCACAAAGUGACAGUGCACAGGCGAAUUCAGGAGAUAUCAUCGAUAACAAGUUUCUGUAGACUGGUAACAGUCGUUGAUGAUGUUUACACUGACCACUCGCAUAUAGCGGGAAAGUUCACGAUGCUCUCUUCGUCUCGUGUUUACGUUGGUGGUGCUGUCAAUCCACGCGCCUUACUUGGCGCUCGCGUGCACAAUAAUUUUGUUGGUUGCCUACGUAAGGUUGAGUUCUCCGCCGAUACGCUAUUACUGAAUCUAAUCGAUUUGGCUAAAAGUGGUUCAAAACUAAUUCAAGUCGCUGGAAAUGUUGACUAUCAAUGUCCAAUUGGUGAUCCACAGGAUCCGGUUACGUUUACUACACGUGAAUCGCAUUUGGUCUUACCGCCAUGGGAAACUGGUAAGCAAAGCUCCAUCUCAUUUAAAUUCCGCACCAAAGAACCGAACGGAUUGAUCAUUUUGGCUACUGGUUCCAAACAACCGCGCUCAAAAAAUGCUGUGCUAUUUGCCAUUGAGUUAUUGAACGGGCACAUUUACAUACACUUGGACUUGGGUUCGGGUGCGGCGAAGGUGCGUGCCUCCCGGCGUCGCGUGGACGAUGGAGAUUGGCACGAUUUGAUAUUGCGGCGUAACGGACGCGAUGCGAAGGUGAGCGUAGAUGGUGUUUGGAAUGAGUUCCGCACACCGGGCGAUGGUACCAUACUGGAAUUGGAUGGGCACAUGUAUGUGGGUGGCACAGGUCCAGCGUACAAUAAUAUCGCAUGGCCACCGGCUAUCUGGACGGCAACGUUGCGACAAGGCUUUGUUGGCUGUUUGCGUGACUUGGUGCUAAGCGGCAAAGCGAUCGAUAUUGCAGCAUUCGCACGCUUACAGGACUCAGCAUCAGUGAAGCCUUCAUGCCACGUACAGGCUAACGUCUGUGCCGGUAAUCUUUGCUUGAAUGGUGGCACAUGCCUAGAGGGCUGGAACCGGCCGAUUUGUGACUGCACCGCUACGCUUUACGCAGGACCAACAUGCGGACGAGAAUUGGCCACACUAGCAUUCAACGGCAGCCAGCAUAUGACUGUGUGGCUGGGCAAUGGGCAAGGUACCAAAACGCAAACUGAGGAGCUAAUUAUACGCUUCAAGACAUCGCGUCCCACUGGUCUGAUACUGUUGACGAGCGCCGAAUCGAAUUCGCCCGAUCGGCUGGAGAUCGCAUUGGUGGCAGGACGUGUGCGUGCCAGUGUGCGCUUGAGUGAUCGAGAGAAGAAUUUACUUGCUGGCCAAUCGGUUUUGAAUGACAAUAACUGGCACACAAUACGAUUCUCGCGACGUGCCUCUAAUCUACGGCUACAAGUUGACGGGGUUCCCCCUGUCAGGGCGGAGACUAUUCUCGGUCGUCACAGCACUAUCGAAAUACGUUCCAUCCACUUGGGUGGAAUGUUCCAUGCCGAGGAGGAAAUUCAAAUGACGUCGACAAUGCCAAAUUUUAUUGGCCAACUACAAGGAUUCAUUUUCAAUGGACAAAGGUAUAUUGAUAUUGUCAAGAAUUUGGGUCCUGAGUUAUCGGCACUGCCAAGCACUACAUUUAAACUAACGGCGCGUUUUGUGAAUUCACCACCCGGUAACCCCUACCAUGCUGCCACCUUCCGCUCGAAACACUCAUACGUGGGUUUGCCGAUGCUUAAGGCGUACUCAAGCGUCUCGGUGGAUUUCCGUUUCAAAACCGUCGAACCCAAUGGUUUACUGCUAUAUAAUGGCGGACGUCGUAAUGACUUCAUUGCCUUGGAGUUGGUCAACGGGCAUAUUCAUUACACCUUUGAUAUUGGCGAUGGCCCAAUAACAAUGCGUGAUAAAUCACGCAUACACAUGAACGACAACCGGUGGCAUCAAGUUAGCAUACGGCGACCGGGUCCCAAGACUCAUACACUCACGGUGGACGACUCGUUCGAGAUAGUGACAUUGACUGGCAAUAGCAUGCACCUGGAACUUUCUGGCAUACUCUAUAUUGGUGGGGUUUUCAAGGAUAUGUACGCCAAGCUACCGGCAUCCAUUUCAUCGCGUUCCGGUUUUGAAGGUUGCCUUGCUUCCUUGGAUUUGGGCGAUACAUCGCCUACGCUGACUAGCGACGCAGUUGUGCCCAGCUCUUUGGUGGUGUCCGGGUGCGAGGGUCCGACGAAGUGUAGUCAGAAUGCAUGCGCCAAUCGUGGCGUCUGCGUACAACAAUGGAAUGCUUAUGUAUGUGAGUGUGACAUGACUUCAUAUACCGGCCCGACGUGCUAUGAUGAAUCGAUCGCCUAUGAGUUUGGCAACAAUAAAGGCAUAAUUCAGUAUGGCUUUCCGGAAAAUAUGCAAGCCGAUACAGAGGAGGACAACAUAGCUUUGGGUUUCAUUACAACAAAAUCAGAUGCAGUUAUUCUACGAAUCGAGAGUGCAACAACUCAGGAUUACAUGGAACUCGAAAUUGUCGAAGGCAAUAUUUUUAUGGUCUACAAUAUUGGUACGCGAGAUUUGCCUCUAGGUGAGAUUGGCACAAAAGUGAAUGAUAACACUUACCAUGUGGUGCGCUUUAGUCGCAAGGGCGGUAAUGCUACACUCCAACUAGACGACUACAAUGUCCAAACGCUGAGUCCCCAAGGACAUCAAUCGACCGUUUUCAAUACCAUGUCCAGCAUCCAGGUGGGCGGAAAAUUUAGCCGUGGCGGUAGAACACGAAUUGAACGUCCAUUUGCGGGUGUUAUUGCCGGAUUGUCGGUGAAUAAGUUACGCAUACUGGACUUGGCUGUUGAACGUGAUCCACACAUAACCAUACGAGGAGAUGUUCAAUUGGUAACUGGAGUAUUAGAUAGAAAUGAUCUGCAAAGAAUGCAGCAGACUCCGGCGAGUGGCUAUCCCGGUGCUAUUGAUGAUUUAAUAUUUUCGGGUGCUGGUUCGGGUUGUCGUGGAGAUGAUGAAGAUGAAUGUACACCACCAUUCGAAUCGGGCAGUGGAGAUGAUUUGAUAACACCAGUGUAUGUGCCACCGACAAAACAAACAACAACAGCACAACAAAAUGUUAAUACAGACAAGACCAAUGGCACUGAGCGCGCUUGUGAUGAUGAAGAUUGCCUGCAUGGAUCUGGUGAUUAUGGCGAGACUACGGAGCAGUUCACAUCCACCAGUACGGCAAAGGGAUCAGAGAGCAACAAUGAAGUGGCGUCGUCGACGACAGAUGGCGCUGGUCGGCGCACUGACACAUCGACAACUACAGAGCAACAGCGUUCGAGUAGCAUCAGUAGCAGCAGUGUUGUGACCCGAACCGAGAGUCAGACAAAUGUACCACGUGAAACAACCGUGCCGUACAGCGCAACUACGAGUAUAGUUACCCAGCAGCGGCAAACAUCGACACCAACAUCGGUCUACACUACUUCUACGCAGCGCACAUCCACGUCGACCAUGAUAACAACAACCAGCCAAGCAACACCGCCACCCGAAAUCCAUUCCACAGCUACGGAACAUCAAACUACGCCCUAUGACAUAGUACAGGUAUUUAGCGGCGGUGAAGGUGGGGAACGACAUCACGGAGAUGAGGAUGAGAAGUCAAAUAUGAUAUUCAAUGGCGAGCAUACAUCUAUACCCGAAGAACGUCCAUCACCGCAUAUACCGUCGCCACAUGAAACACCGCCAUAUUAUCAAAUACCACCACAGCAACCGCCUACUUAUGGCAACAACUAUCGUUCCAAGGGCAAGGGUGGUCGUGUUAACUCGAUUGAAGAGGAACGCACGGCCAUGAUAAUCGGUAUUGUGGCUGGUAUACUAAUAGCUGUUAUACUGGUCAUCUUGCUGGUGUUGUGGCUCAAAUCGACGGGCGAUCGUAACUAUAAGACGGAAGGAGAGAAAGCCGCUGCAUACGGUCAUAAUCCCAAUGCAGCAUUGUUGGGUAAUAGCAGCACAAAUGGAUCAUAUCAUCAGCAACGACACCAUGGGACACAUCAUCAGAAUCUGUCUAACGGACAUAAUACAGGCGGAGGAGGUGGUGGCGGUGGUACUGGCGGUAGCGGUAGUGGCAGCAUGCUCGGCGCCUCUGGUGGUAGUAGUGGUGGCGUUGUUGGGUAUGGCUGCAUAAGCUCCGGCAUGGCUAGCACUGGCGCCGAUGGCCGCCCACAAAUGGCAGGGCUGGUACAACCUAAGCCGAAAAAGCGAGAUUCCAAGGACGUGAAGGAGUGGUAUGUGUAAAUUGUUUUUAUUUGAGUGAAGACUGGUGGUGAUGUGGUGAGUUCUUGGAGCGGCAGUGAACGGACGAACAAAAUGUGGUUAAGUAUUUUAAUAUUUAAUUCAAAUUAGCAAUAAUAAAUUUAUGAUAUACAUAGUCAAAAGCACACAAACACCUACACAGACAAAAAGCAAACACAUAUACAUGCAGAGAAACGUAAGAAAGGUCUUGAA